Molecule: messenger RNA, 1302 nt
Organism: Microbotryum saponariae
Lineage: Eukaryota; Fungi; Basidiomycota; Microbotryomycetes; Microbotryales; Microbotryaceae
Source: the annotation of a GenBank genome assembly
AUGGAAACUCUCUCGGAAUCAAUGGCGACCACCUCGACUAAAACGCUCGAUACACCUUCUCUGAAACGCACGCGUGGUCAAUCCCUGCUCGACGACUUUGCCGGCUUUCGAACCGAGUUGGAUGCUCAUGUCGGUCUCUCGCUUCCUGCGAUACGGGACCGUACAUCCCGCCGGAUGAGCUGAUGUCUGCGCUUUGACCCGGCUCGAACUGUAGCAAGACCGAAGGGAACGAGUGAUCAAGACCUCGCGUGACAUCACUGCGCUGUCCAAGAAACUCAUCUUUACCCUCCAUCGGUACGUCUCGGCCGCUCGGGUUCAUCAUGGAAACGCACAGACACUAAAUGCUGACAGAAAACCAAAUAACUUUGUAGAAUCACCAACACCCCUCGCGCUACAGUCCUCAAAGAAGCCGAGGCCAAGAUCGCGCAACUGAGAGAGCUCUUCAUCAAGGUGCACGUUGAGGUCCAAGGCGAUCAAUUCUGGAGGUACGUCCUAGACAAGAGAACUUGUGUAAACGUAAUCUUGGCUGAACCGUUGCUUCUCAAUCCUCACCACAGAUACGAGAAAGCGAUUUCACCAGGAAUGCAGGAAUAUGUUCGUCUUGCGAAGUCGUGCUCUUUCUGAACGAGCUUUGGGUUCGCUGACCUAGUGCCUCUCUACACAGCUCGAGGGAUGGACUUUUUAUUACUACAUACUCCACCGAAGGAUUCCGACUCUUUCCGAAGCUCAGGCUUCCCUACUACCGCCUCUUCCCGCCGAAUCCUCCGAAUCCACAACCACACCCUACGAACGACCCCCCUUGGUUCGAGUCACAGGAGAGGAUUAUCUAGGGGGCAUCGCGGAUCUGACCGGUGAAUUGAUGCGUUUGGCCAUUGCUUCGAUUGGCAAGUCAUUGGCGGCUGCGACGGCCGCGGCCGGUGGAGACAAGGGGGAGGAUAUCGAUGAUCUCGGGAGGUUGGUGAGGGCUAUGAAAGGAGGUGAGUCGGAGCACGCAAUUGUCCAUCGAGCUUCGGGCAUGGGUGAUUUACAUCUUUUAUCUGGGCGUACGCAGAUUUGGAUCCACUUGCACCUUACGCACGGUGGCUGGGCAAAAAAUUGGUCGUGCUCGAUCAGAGCUUGAGCAAGAUUGAACUCGGUGCGGUCGCACCUUCGCAUAUCGACCGCGUGCUCCAUGAUUGCUGACCUUCUCCUCCUUACACUGUAGCUUCUUAUAAUCUCAAGGUACGAGGCGCCGAGUUCCCAGACGCCCAACCUCGGUGGACCGAAUCCGACGAUCGAGAUUCAGCCUUGGAAGCUUAUUGA